Molecule: messenger RNA, 1487 nt
Organism: Aspergillus ibericus CBS 121593
Lineage: Eukaryota; Fungi; Ascomycota; Eurotiomycetes; Eurotiales; Aspergillaceae
Product: zinc-dependent alcohol dehydrogenase
Exons: 4
Coding region: 414-1487 (357 amino acids)
Molecular function (GO): oxidoreductase activity; zinc ion binding
Source: RefSeq, a predicted model, not a curated record
AUGUGGCUUUGUGGUACGUUCACUGAGUUGGCCGCGAGGUCUCUUCCCUCGAAUCGGCCAUUCCGUAAGCCCGGGGGUGGCCUGGCCUGGACCAUGAAAUGGAUCCAGAUGCGUUGCAUUCAUUGCCUCCUUUCACCUGAUCCCUGUCACUGAUAUACUCCUGGGCGCGACGUCACUCCAUUCACUUUCGGUGAUGGGCGGACAUCACCCCACCUGUCCGUCAUACCCGGCUACCAGUCCCCGGGGGGGCAACACCACCAGGACGCGUCUGUAUAAGAUCCUAGAGAUUUCCUUGCCUCUUGCCCUGGGAGAUCUGGAAUAUCCGUCUCACAUAACCUCAUCCGCCUCCCUCAACUUCAUAUCAACCUUUUCCAUCUUCAACUACCCUAUCAUCCGAACUCGAAACGCCCAUCAUGACUAUCCCUGAAAUGCAAUGGGCCCAAGUGGUCGAGCAGAAGGGCGGACCGCCCGUCUACAAGCAAAUCCCGGUGGGAAAGCCCGGCCCGGACGAGAUCCUGGUCAAGAUCCGUUACACCGGUGUUUGCCAUACCGACCUGCACGCCAUGAAGGGCGACUGGCCGCUCCCCGUGAAGCUUCCCCUCGUGGGCGGACACGAAGGAGCCGGUGUGGUCGUCGCCAAGGGUGACCUCGUCACUGGCUUUGAAAUUGGUGACCAUGCCGGUAUCAAAUGGCUGAAUGGGUCCUGCCUGUCUUGUGAGUUCUGCAAGCAGGCCGACGAGCCUCUCUGCCCGCACGCCUCACUUUCCGGUUACACCGUCGAUGGCACAUUCCAGCAGUACGCUGUCGCCAAGGCUAGCCAUGCGUCGAACCUUCCGAAGGAAGUCCCCCUUGAUGCUGUCGCUCCUAUCCUCUGUGCCGGUAUCACCGUGUACAAGGGCUUGAAGGAGUCCGGCGUCCGUCCCGGCCAGACCGUCGCCAUUGUCGGUGCUGGAGGUGGAUUGGGAUCGCUUGCUCUACAGUACGCCAAGGCCAUGGGGCUUCGCACCAUCUCCAUCGACGGCGGAGAUGAGAAGAAAGCUAUGUGCGAGAAACUCGGAUCGGAGGCAUACAUCGAUUUCAAGACAUCCAACGACGUAGUCGCUGAUGUCAAGGCAGCUACUCCUGAAGGCCUGGGCGCCCACGCCGUGAUUCUUCUCGCUGUGGCCGAGAAACCGUUCCAGCAGGCGACCGAGUACGUUCGUUCCCGAGGCACCGUGGUCGCCAUCGGCAUGCCUGCAGGCGCGUAUCUUCGAUCUCCCGUCUUCAACACUGUUGUCCGCAUGAUCAACAUCAAGGGAAGCUACGUCGGUAACCGUCAGGAUGGCGUGGAAGCGGUGGACUUUUUUGCCCGUGGACUGAUCAACGCACCAUUCAAGACGGCUCCCUUGGAGGAGUUGCCGCGCAUUUUCGAGCUGAUGGAACAAGGCCAGAUCGCCGGUCGAUAUGUCCUUGAAGUGCCUCACCUACCAAUACGUACGGAGUACUAG